Molecule: messenger RNA, 1179 nt
Organism: Diaporthe citri
Lineage: Eukaryota; Fungi; Ascomycota; Sordariomycetes; Diaporthales; Diaporthaceae
Exons: 4
Coding region: 1-1179 (392 amino acids)
Source: RefSeq, a predicted model, not a curated record
AUGUUUGACUAUGCCAAAGACCUAGAUCGCCCUCACACAGCAGAGUUGCGUAUCGGAGUUCUUCGAAAACCGGACGACACGGUGGACAGACACAAGCUUGAGGCUUUCAACGAUGGUCUCAGCCGGCUUCGCAGCACAGGUGCCAUCAUCAUCGAUCCUGUAGCCAUCCCGGGGCUCGAGGAAUAUGAGAGCCUCUCGGAUGCCGAGAAAUCAGUUGUCCUGGACACGGAGUUCAAAUUUAGCCUGGAGGAAUUCCUGUCCAACCUUGCAGUCAACCCGAGAAACAUCAAGACGCUGGGCCAAUUAAUUGAGACGAUCAAGCACGAUCCAUCUGAGCGUUUCCCGGAAUGGAAUGUCGAAAUAAUGCAGCGGGCGGACCAUACAUCAGUCCAUUCUCCAAUCUACACCAAGAUGCGGGCAAGACAAGAAUAUUUCGCAUCUCAGGGUGGCAUUAAAGGGGCUCUGGAGACGAGUGACUGCCACGUGCUCCUCGCACCGGCAGGUUCCCUCGCGGUCCAAGGCUUUGCCGCCAUGGCGGGCUCACCAGCCAUGAGCGUCCCCAUGGGAUUCUAUCCACCAGAAACCGAAGUAGUGACCGAUGAGCGAACUGGUCAAGUCGUCAUCGGGCCAAAUGUUCCACUGGUCGAGACAGGGUACGACCAGAUUACAUUCAGCGGCGGAGAUGGUAAGCUGACGCGCGCUCCCCAAAUCGGACCAAAGAAAGAGAGCGGCCCCGUAACGGGAGACCGAUACCACGUCAAGAACUACCCCGUCGCACCCCGCUGGAGGUACGAACCGCACCCCCUCCAAGACGUCCGCGUCACCGCCCAGCUGCUGGCGCGCGUCACGAUCGCCAAGGUCGUGGACGAGGAGCGCCUGAUCAGCAUACUCGAAAGCGUUCCUGUCGACCCGCCGGACUGGGACGGCAGGGCAAGUGGCAGGGAGCCGAAGUGGACCUGCCGAGUUUGGGUGAUUGCUGCUUUGAAGGCCGUCAGGGCUGACGGCGGGGCUGUCGGUACCAACGUGCUGGACGAUAUCGAGGGCCCGAACGGGAUCAUCGAGAAGACCAAGGCGUUCGUUGCCCGGCAGGUACAGAGGAAUCGGUACGGCGAGGGCACGGAUGCGAUGGCGCCGAAGCCACUGUUGGACCUAUUGACGGGGAAGGAGAGCUACCUCUGA